This is a messenger RNA of Talaromyces atroroseus, 705 nucleotides long. RefSeq lists its product as hypothetical. The transcript has 3 exons. Bases 1 to 705 code for a protein of 234 amino acids. The record is from RefSeq and is a predicted model, not a curated record. NCBI's taxonomy places the organism in Eukaryota, Fungi, Ascomycota, Eurotiomycetes, Eurotiales, Trichocomaceae.
AUGACCCAGUCCAACAAAGAGAUACCUAUCGAAUAUAUUGGUCAGACAACAGAUGACAACACAACAUCUGGUUUUGUCGCUAAGCGAGUGGUUGAAAGAACAGAGAUAGAAACGCUUCAAGUGGAAAUCCAGCUCUGGAAACGGCGAUUUAUGGAUCUAUCAAAGGCGGCGCUUAAUACUUCUGAGACCAAUACCAACCUAAUGCAAUAUAUACGCUACUUACAAGGUCGGCUUGUUAAGACUGGCGUCGCGUUCUCAGACUAUGGAGCCAAGACCUCUCAGUCCAGCCUCACUGCGCCUUCCCUGACACAGGCUGUAGAGCAAGUUGAGGAGACAUUUUGGGAACGAAUAUGGAGAAUGUUGCUUUCCCUGGUUUUCAAGACCGGAACAUCGGCAACUCUGGCUAGAGCUAAUGGCAACAUUCUAUCAACACUGAAUACGAGCGUCUCUGUGGAUCCGGUGCUCAAUCGUGAUUGCGUGACAGGGCCAGCUUUGGGGGAGCCGACGGCAACCAACGUAAAUCCACUCAAUGAUACACAAGCCCAACAGGACUCGCAGAGCAUGACAAGUCUUGAAAAUGGGAUCAGAGUCCACUCAUCUUCGUCAAUAUUUGGUGAUGACGAUCACAGUGAACACCGCAUACUAUCGAAAGCGAAUCAUCGACGCAUUGACUCGAGAACGAUUUGUCCAUAUGCACGCCUCUAA